Messenger RNA from Monoraphidium neglectum, 1770 nucleotides. RefSeq lists its product as hypothetical. The transcript has 5 exons. The coding region runs from base 1 to 1770 and encodes 589 amino acids. Gene Ontology annotation, biological process: pseudouridine synthesis. Lineage: Eukaryota; Viridiplantae; Chlorophyta; Chlorophyceae; Sphaeropleales; Selenastraceae. Gene Ontology annotation, molecular function: pseudouridine synthase activity; RNA binding. The record is from RefSeq and is a predicted model, not a curated record.
AUGGCGCUGUCGUCAGCCGCGACACCCACGCAAGACGCGGCCGCGUUCAACGCCGUGCGCAUACCCCCGCUGGAGACGCAGCUCGGCUCGCGUGUUGAGCACGUAGUCAUACAGCAGGGCGGCCGGCUGAGUCAUGUCCUGGCCCAGCACCUGCAGCUGCCGCAGCAGCUGUUCCUUGAGCUCAUGCGAUUCGGCGCCGUGUACUACGCGCCCGUCAUGCCGAAGCCCGCCGAAAAGGCGCCAAUGAGCGAGCAGCAGUUGCAGGCGGCGCGGGCAGCUCGCAUUGCUGGAAUGCAGCUCCUCAUUCCCCAGUCCUCCCAAGGCCCCGCCCUCCUCCUCUCCCUCCAGGCAUGGGGACCCUCCCCCAAGCUGCAGGUGCCGCGCAGGGUGCUGCUUGAUCAAGAAGUCACGCCUGGCGGUUACGCGCGCGUCCACCUGCAGCCCAAGCGGUUUCCGGUCGCAUACAGGGUUGACUGGCGGGCGCGCAUGCUCCAUGUCGGACCCCACUGUGUCGUGGUGGACAAGCCUCCAGGGCUGCAGGUGCCACCGACGGUUGACAACGUCCUCGAGAGCGUCCCCGCCCGAACGGCGGCCGCGCUCGGGCUGCCGCCCGGCUGCCUGCACGGGCUGCACCGGCUGGAUGCCGGCACGUCGGGCGUGGUGGUGCUGGGGCGGGGCGACCUGGGGUUCACUCAUUGGUUCACCAAGAUGAUGGGCGAGAAGGGCGGGGUGGAUGAGAGCGCCGCAGCCGCUGCCUCGGCCGCUGCGGCCAAGGCGGAGCGCAAGGCGGAGCGGCUAGCGCUGAAGGCGAGGCGCCGCGCCGGCGCCGCGGCCGCCGGCGGCGGCGGCGAGGGCGGCGGGCAAGGCGGCGGGCCAGUGGGCGCGGGCGAGCGGGGCAGCGGCCGGGAAGACGCCGGCCGUGGCGGCACGGAGACGGGCCAGGGCCUCGGCAGCAGCGACGGCGGCGCCGCGGUCGUCGCUGCCACCGACGCCGCAGCGGCGCCGAGCGUACGCGUGCGGAAGAUAUACCGCGCCGUCACGCUGGCGCGGCCGCCGCUGGGCGUGCUGGUGCACCACGCGCUCACCAACGCGCACGCGCCCGGGGAGCCGCCGCACACAGUCAUGCGCAGGGCGGCGACAGAGGGGUCGGCGCGGUGCGAGAUGGAGGUGCUGGAGGUGCGCGAGAUUGCUCUGAGCGGCCCCGCCGCGGCGGAGCACGGGGCGGCGGCGUUUGAGUGCGACAUCCGGCUCGUGACGGGGCGCACCCACCAGAUACGCGCGCAGCUGGCGGCAGAGGGCUGCCCGUUGCUAGGGGACCUGCUGUAUCAGGCGGUCGCGCGGAGGCAGCGGCAGCUGCAGGAAGAGGAGGCGCAGCAGCAGCAACAGCAGCAGCAGCAGCAGCAGCAGCAGCAGCAGCAGCAGCAGCAGCAGGCAGAGGGGGUUGUUGUCGAGGAGACUGCCAGCAGCGGCACAGAGGUGCCGCCCGUGGGCGACUCGGCUCCGUUUAUUGUGGGGGAUGACGCUGCCGCCUGGAGCCGCGCGGCCCAGGCGGACCCACUGCGGCCAAUCGGGCUGCAGGCGGCCAGGCUGGCCCUUUAUGACCCUGAGGGUCACAUGGGCGCGGGGCAGGGGCACAUGCGGGCCGACGGGUGGGUGGAGUUCGUUGCGGGCACGCCGUGGUGGCGGGCAGAGGGGGCCGAAGAGGGUGGCAGCAGCAGCAGCGGCGCAGGCGUUGCGCGCGGCAGCGACACUGGUGGUCCGCCUGUGUAA